AUGGGUCAAAUUUUGUCUAAUCCUGUAAUUGAUAAGGAACAACAUUCUGGUAGUGAUGUUUUGACUGCUUUUGGGUUAUGUGCUAUGCAAGGAUGGCGUAUGUCUAUGGAAGAUUCUCACAUUGUUGAUUUGAACAUUUCUGAUGAUGAGAAGGAGCAUUUGGCGUACUACUGUGUGUUUGACGGACAUGGUGGUUCAAGCGUUGCUCAGUUCUGUGGAUCACAGUUCUCCAAGAUUUUACAAAAACAGGAUGCUUUCAAGAAGAAGUCUUACAACGAGGCUCUUAUUCAAUCUUUUAUUGCGACAGAUGAAGAGCUUUUGAAGGAUCCCGUGUUAGCGAACGACCAUAGUGGAUGCACUGCAACGACUUUAUUAAUCUCUAAAUUACAAAAUGUAAUGAUUUGUGCUAACUCUGGGGAUUCAAGAACUGUUCUUUCAAGAAACCAUAUUGCUAAGGCGUUAUCGUACGAUCAUAAACCUACGUUGAAGUCUGAAUAUUCCAGAAUCGUCACUGCUGAUGGGUUCGUGGAAAUGGACCGUGUUAAUGGUAAUUUGGCCUUGUCUCGUGCCAUCGGUGAUUUUGAAUUCAAAUCCAACCCAGAUUUGGCUCCCCAUGAACAGAUUGUUACCUGUGUACCAGAUUUGAUUGAACACACCAUAGAUUACAACAGUGAUGAAUUUGUUAUACUGGCAUGUGACGGUAUCUGGGAUUGUCUAACAUCCCAGGACUGUGUUGAUUUGGUGCAUUACGGGUUAAAACAAGGAUUAACUCUAGAAGAAAUAAGUUCCAAGAUUAUCGACGUUUGUUGUUCUCCAACCACUGAAGGAACGGGUAUCGGUUGUGAUAACAUGAGUAUUAUCAUUGUAGCGUUGUUGAAAGAAGACGAAGACGAAACUGCUUGGCAUAAACGUAUCGUAGCAAAGAAUUACACUCCACCAAACUCCUUCGAGAACCAAAGAAGAGCUGUGUUCCAUUUCUAUGAUUUCCCAGAAAAUGACGAUCAUGUCUUUGAAGUAACAAACAAGAGAGAAUCUGAUGAAACUGAUUACAAUGAUGAUAGAAAAGUUGGUGCUGACAGAGGCGCAUCUAGCCUCGCUAACCUAGAGGCCAUACUUGGUUCCGGUGGAAUUCAGAUAACGCCUGGCGAGAACAACUUAUCUUACAUCCAUGGUACUGCAUUAUCGGAAGUUUUGGCGUCGUUAAGUGGUGGAAUAAGGUCACAAAUUGAAGAAGAAGAUGAAGACGAUGAAGAAGAUGAAGCAGACGAACCAACUCAUGCUGAUGAAGUUGAAGAAUCUGAAGUGAAAAAAGAUUGA
Messenger RNA from Kluyveromyces lactis, 1317 nucleotides. Its product is annotated as PP2C family serine/threonine-protein phosphatase. The transcript has a single exon. Gene Ontology annotation, molecular function: protein serine/threonine phosphatase activity; cation binding. Gene Ontology annotation, biological process: protein dephosphorylation. The record is from RefSeq and is a predicted model, not a curated record. The coding region runs from base 1 to 1317 and encodes 438 amino acids. NCBI's taxonomy places the organism in Eukaryota, Fungi, Ascomycota, Saccharomycetes, Saccharomycetales, Saccharomycetaceae.